AAUCUGUGGUCAUAACCUAUCUAAUCCUAAAUUUAUAAAUAUAUACGAGGGGGUAUUGAAUGUAAUUAUUUAAUGAAAAUAUUAACUCUAGUCUCUACUACUUACUUAAAAUGUGGGGUCUACGUUCUUUGUUAAAUAAAACUUGUGUUGUAGAGCAAACAAAUGCCGUGUUAAGUCAACAAACUAGAAAUACCUUUAUAUUGAAAAGAAAAUGGCCUGUUCCCCUACACAAGAAAAGCGGGAAAGUUCCAAAAAUGAAGAAUCGACAUUUCAUUUACGAAUUAAUUGAAGACACGAAUAUUUCAAAAAAGCCAGACCUGCAGAUAAUUUUAACCAAAUUCGUUGACGGUGCUGGCAAUGUUGGUGAUGUUCUAAAACUGCGUCCAAAUGUUGCCUACAAUGAAUUUCUGCUACCAGGCCUGGCAGUUUAUGCUACACCUGAAAACUUACAAAAGUUCAAAGCUGAUGAAAAUAAAUCAAAAGAUACAUUAGAAUUUAGUUCCCCAUAUGUCCAGAGGACUAUGAGUGUUCUCUCUCGUUUAGUAUUACAAAUUACUAUGAGCAAAACCACACCAUGGAAACUUGAGCCUUGGCAUGUUAAAACAUCUUUUCGAAAAGCUGGAUUUAUUGUACCAGAGCAUACUAUUAAAAUGCCACCCAUAGAAAUUAAUGGACCAGACUUGUCUUUACAGGAAAAAGAAUUUUUUGUAACUAUUAAAAUAAAUAACAAAGAAGAAGUAAAUGUUAGAUGUCGCAUACACCACUGGGCAACUGGCUUAGAAAGAUUGCCAUGGGAAGAGUUUCAUUGGAAAAAGCCUUUAGAAGCUCUAAUUCCAGAGCAAGCAGCAAUAUUAGAAAAAAUGCCUUUACCAGAAUGAUAACCAUUAUAUAUAAAAGUGGAAGUAGAGAGAUUGUAGGUAUAUUAUGGUUAAAAUAAACAAAUUUGUUAAAUUACCAUAUCUUUCCAUCCUUUCAAGCAUUUCGUAAUAGUGUAGCAAAGUGUAGUUGAGAUAAAAUCUUAAAAAAAUACACAAACAUUUUUUAAACAUUUUUAUUAGCUUCACUUGUAUGUUUGUAACAACUGGACUAAUUUUAUAACAUAUGCAUCUUGGUUAUAUUUUCAUAAUUUGUAUCACAAAACAAUGAUUUAAUUAUCAGAAUGAUGAAUUAGUGUAAUAGUGUAUUAAUUACGUUAAAUGAAGCAAUUUCUUGAUUAUCAAAACAAUAAUAAUUUCUAGAUAAUUUUAUUGUAUUGAUUUCAAUUGAUACAAUAUUUUUGAAUGGUAAAAAGUGGUUUUUCAGAAUUCUUUUCUUCUCAUUCACAUUAGACAACUGCUUCUGUGUCGCUGUUUUAUAUGAAAUAAAUAAAAUAGUAUUCC
Molecule: messenger RNA, 1379 nt
Organism: Zerene cesonia (dogface butterfly)
Lineage: Eukaryota; Metazoa; Arthropoda; Insecta; Lepidoptera; Pieridae
Gene: mRpL9
Product: 39S ribosomal protein L9, mitochondrial
Exons: 5
Coding region: 111-878 (255 amino acids)
Biological process (GO): translation
Cellular component (GO): mitochondrion; ribosome
Molecular function (GO): structural constituent of ribosome
Source: RefSeq, a predicted model, not a curated record